ACAUAGCAGAGGUCACAGUGGCAAUGGAGGGAGGGGUCAGCAAGAAGAAAGCAUCACCUCUCUCUUUGGAGCAAUUCAUCUCUAUUACCACCCCUCUUCUUGACUUGGAAAAGGAAGCUGAGAUAUCGAGCUCAAUUGCCACAGGCGCGUCCAGGAAUUUGGAUACUGCUCAAAAGAGGGGUUCCACAAUCCUUAACUUGAAAUGUGUGGAUGUCCAGACAGGGCUUAUGGGAAAAUCUUUGAUCGAGUUCCAGUCUACAAAAGGAGAUGUUCUUCCUGCACAUAAGUUUAGUAGUCAUGAUGUUGUCGUUUUAAAACUCAACAAGGCUGAUUUAGGUUCUCCUGCUCUUGGACAAGGCGUAGUUUACAGGUUAAAGGACUCAUCAAUAACUGUUGCUUUCGAUGAUAUACCAGAAGAUGGUUUAAACAGUCCCCUUAGGCUGGAAAAAGUAGCAAAUGAGGUGACAUAUCGUAGGAUGAAAGAUGCAUUAAUACAAUUGAGUAAAGGAGUGCAUAAGGGUCCUGCUGCUGAUCUAAUUCCUGUCUUGUUUGGGGAGAGACCACCAACAGUGUCCAAGAAGGAUGUAUCCUUCACUCUCUUCAAUACCAAUCUUGAUCACUCUCAGAAAAAUGCGAUUUCAAAAGCCCUAUCAUCAAAGAAUGUGUUCUUGCUACAUGGACCUCCUGGAACGGGUAAAACUACAACAGUGGUGGAAAUUAUAUUACAAGAAGUGAAACGUGGAUCCAAGAUUCUUGCUUGUGCUGCUUCAAAUAUUGCUGUUGACAACAUCGUUGAGCGGCUAGUUCCACAUAGAGUCAAGCUGGUGAGAUUGGGUCAUCCUGCACGGUUAUUGCCUCAAGUACUGGACAGUGCACUGGAUGCUCAGGUACUACGAGGAGAUAAUAGUGGUCUUGCAAAUGACAUUCGGAAAGAAAUGAAGGCAUUGAAUGGAAAGCUGUUGAAAACCAAAGACAGAAAUACAAGAAGGGACAUACAGAAGGAACUUCGGACUCUAUCCAAAGAGGAGCGUAAAAGGCAGCAGCUUGCUGUAACAGACGUAAUUAAAAGUGCAGAUGUAGUACUAACUACUUUGAUUGGGUCUUUCUCUAAGAAACUAGAAAACACUUCAUUUGAUUUGGUGAUUAUUGAUGAAGCUGCUCAAGCACUUGAGAUAGCAUGCUGGAUACCUCUGCUGAAGGGUUCGAGAUGUAUACUUGCAGGGGACCAUCUUCAACUUCCUCCAACCAUUCAAAGUGUUGAAGCUGAGAAGAAAGGCUUAGGAAGAACCCUAUUUGAACGACUUGCAGAAAUGUAUGGAGAUGAAGUCACAUGUAUGCUUACUGUCCAGUACCGUAUGCAUGAACUUAUCAUGGAUUGGUCUUCUAAAGAGCUUUACAACAAUAAGAUCAAGGCUCAUCCAAGUGUUGCUGGACACAUGCUAUAUGAUAUUGAGGAUGUGAAGAGGACGUCUUCAACUGAACCAACCCUUCUUCUUAUAGACAUAGCUGGAUGUGAUAUGGAAGAAAAGAAAGAUGAAGAAGAGAGCACUCUUAAUGAAGGGGAAGCUGAGGUUGCUAUGGCUCAUGCAAAGAGACUAGUGCAAAGUGGGGUGCUUCCUUCUGAUAUUGGAAUUAUUACCCCAUAUGCAGCCCAGGUUGUUUUACUCAAGAUGUUGAAAAACAAGGAUAACCGGAUGAAGGAUGUGGAAAUCUCAACAGUUGAUGGCUUUCAGGGAAGGGAGAAGGAGGCCAUUAUUAUAUCAAUGGUUCGAUCAAACUCAAAAAAAGAGGUGGGCUUUCUGAGUGAUCGCCGGAGAAUGAAUGUGGCUGUGACAAGGGCAAGAAGGCAAUGCUGUCUUGUCUGUGACACUGAGACAGUCAGUAGUGAUGGGUUUCUAAAGCGAUUGAUUGAGUAUUUUGAAGAGCAUGCAGAGUAUCUGAGUGCAUCUGAGUACCAGAAUGAGUAGGCCAAAUUCCCAAGGUUAAUAUUGCUAUUGUUGCUCCCCGGAUGAUCAAUUUGUUGAUUUUUGUGAUAUGGCUAGCUGAUCUGUGAAGGUUUCUCAAUCUUUCAUGUACUAUUUGGAAUUGAAGGAAUUUGUUGGUUUAUGUGAAACCAUUUUAUUUAGAAGAAAAAAAAUUCUUCAUAUCUAGUAAUACCACUAUUAUUUUUGAAUCAUCUGGAAGUAGAAUUUUUACUUUUACUUCCUGACUUCCUGUGCUAUCCUUGUUAUGUAUCUUUUUGAUAUUUAAUAUGUUGCCUAUACC
Molecule: messenger RNA, 2265 nt
Organism: Gastrolobium bilobum
Lineage: Eukaryota; Viridiplantae; Streptophyta; Magnoliopsida; Fabales; Fabaceae
Exons: 15
Coding region: 24-1967 (647 amino acids)
Molecular function (GO): 5'-3' DNA helicase activity; DNA binding; ATP binding
Source: RefSeq, a predicted model, not a curated record